Acanthaster planci (crown-of-thorns starfish) is the source of this 7074-nucleotide messenger RNA. RefSeq lists its product as uncharacterized. Gene Ontology annotation, molecular function: RNA binding. Gene Ontology annotation, cellular component: nucleoplasm; chromatin. Gene Ontology annotation, biological process: regulation of gene expression. NCBI's taxonomy places the organism in Eukaryota, Metazoa, Echinodermata, Asteroidea, Valvatida, Acanthasteridae. The record is from RefSeq and is a predicted model, not a curated record.
UUGGUGGAAUCUUGUUGACGAGACGGCUGAUCAGUGCAAGUAUCAAGGAAGAUAAGUUUUUGCUGCAUUAAGCUCUUUGUCUUGGCAUCUAUAUUUCAGACUCUGAGCUCUGAAGGUCUCUGCUUUCCAAGAGGUUUGUUGUAUUAGUGAAAAAAGAGUUGUUUAGGGGCGGGUGUUAAGGAGGUUUUUUGGAGCAGCCAGUUGCUGACAGACGUUACGUCCUGGUUACGGCAGAGGGAAUGAUGGAUGAAGCAAAAGUGGCAGAAGUGAACGACGAAAACUUACGUUCAGCCGGCGCACAGGGCGAACAACAUGAUGAAGACAAGCACGAAGAACUUGAACCAGUGGAAGGGGAAGAAGCAGAUCAUGAUUCGGCUGGAAAUGAAGAAAAAGAAGACAGGGCAUCUGAUGUUGGCCCAUGUCUGUUCAUUGGUGGCCUAAACGCAAAGACAAACGAGAGUGACCUACGGAAAUACUUUGAAAAGUAUGGCACGGUCACUGAAUGCAGCAUCACCAGGAAGAAGGGAAGAGAUGGCAAGGAGGGUAGAUCUCGAGGAUUUGGAUUCAUCACCAUGGCGACCAUGGCGGAGACAGAGGUCAUCUUGGAAGACAGCCACAUGAUCGACGACAAAAUGGUCUCGCUCAACGUUUCCCGACCGCUGGAUGCACCAGAGAGAAAACUCCGCCUCUGCAUCAGCAACCUGGACAUUGAGAAAACCACGGAGGAGACCCUCGCCGCUCGCUUCAGUCAGUUUGGCUCCGUCAGCUCCUGCUCCAUCGGCAAGGAGCAGGUGAAUGGCAAGAUGGUAUCCAGGGGACUCGGGUUUGUCACUAUGGCAACGGAGGAGGAUGUACAGGCCGUCUUGAAUGCAUGCGUCAACGGCCGUCAGACGGUGGACGGAAAAUCGGUUCAAGUCAAACGGGCCGUUAGCGAUAAGCAACUCAACGACAAGUUUCGCAGGCUUUGGUUUGGCGGGCUGGACAAGGACCGAACCACGGAGGCUGACAUAGAGGACUACUUCAGCGCCUUCGGGACCGUCACUAGCUGCGUCAUCAUCAGAGACCCGCCUGCGACGGAGGCCGGAGAGUGCAAGUCCAAAGGUUAUGGCUUCAUCUGCAUGGCUAACAUUGUCGAAACCAGUGCCAUCUUGAAUCAUCAGGGACCACACAGGAUCCACGACAAAGAAUUGGUCUUCAACCGUGUGUUCCACCGACCAUCACGGAUGCAUUUGGAGUCCCAUCCCAUCAAAGAAAUCUAUGUCUCCGGACUUCGAGACACCACACUUACGAUGGAUGAUUUGAGAGCCUAUUUCAACACUCAUGCCAACGUGCAAUACAUCACCAUGAUCAGGCCAGAAGGCGCUGCCAGAAUAUUGCUGGAUAAUGCCGAGGAUGCUGAGAAACUCGCACAAAUGCACGAUCACUUCAUAAAGAGGCACUGGUUGACUGUGAGUAUGGUGGACCAGCCGUCACCCUUGCCUCAGUCUGAGAAACAGGACCCGUCCAAGAAGCACACCGCCAAACUGAAGCAGAGCUUUCAAAAGAAAGGCUCUGGUUAUAAAUUGAAUCAUCCCAGAGGCCGUGGAGCCCCGUUACGAGGAUCGCAUCCAUCCCAAGGCACGCGACCAGGGCAAGGUGGGUAUGGACGUGGAGCGAUGGAAGAUUAUUACUUUGAGGAAGAGCCGUCUCACUUUGGACCCAUCAGAGGGAGGGGAAUUUCGCAUCAUGCUCCUAGGGGACGGAUACCAGGAAGCGGUGGUGGAAACACUGGCGGCUGGGUGUUUGUGGAGAAUUUGUAUGGAGAGUCGGAGCAAGACUUCUACCCAAAGCGCCCACCCAAAGGAUUCAGAGGCAAGCAGGGGCGUGGUAGAGGCUACAGUGACCAGGGAGGGGGCCGCUUCACAGAUGCUGCCGGACUCGGUGGGGGAUACAGUGACGAAUGGGGGGAGACAGGCCCUGUGAAUAAGAGGAGGGGGCGGGGCCGAGGCCAUAGUAGGGGGUGGCCAUACGACACCAGACUGCCCUUCAUUUUCACGGUCUUUCUCGGUAACAUGGAGUCGGAAGAAGAUGUUGUGAUGAAUGACGGACGGGAACAAGAAUUCCAGGAAGAUGACAUGCAAGAAGGAGACGUCGAUUCUGAGAAAGAAUCAGAUCAGGAUGAGGUUGGAGAUGAAGGGCAGUCUGAUGGUGAAGAAGGAGACGAAGACAGGGACGAGCUGGAUGAGGAGAUUGAAGAUCCGAGGAAACUCUUCAUUGGCGGCCUGCACGCCAAGACAACAGAGGACGACAUGAAGGAGCAUUUUGGUGCCUACGGGAUGGUGGAGAGCUGCGUGGUUGCCAAAGACAAGUCGUUUGCCAACAGGAAGGGAAAGGGUUCUGCAGCAAAGGGCUUCGGCUUUGUCACAAUGUCAUCUGCCGAGGAGGCACAAGCCGUGCUGAAGGACAAGCACACCUUGCAUGGGAGAUCGGUGGCUGUCACGAUAUCAAAGCCAUUGACCGCCCCCGAGCGCAAGUUGAGGCUCAUCGUGUCCCACCUGGACAAGGAGAAGACCACGGAGGAGUCCCUGCAGGCCUACUUCAGCCGCUUUGGCACCGUGACCAGCUGUACCAUCAGCAAAGAGGAGGUGGAGGGCCGGAUGGUGUCCAGGGGCUUCGGCUUCGUCACCAUGGCCCUGCAGGAGGAAGUGGACACCAUCCUGAGCGAGAACUCCCACGGCCGGCAGUUGAUCGACGGCACCGAGGUGGAGGUCAAACAGGUCCACGUCGACCUGAGUAGAGCGAAGAGGCGGCAGAUUUAUGUGGGCAACCUGGACCCGGAGAAGACCACCAAGGCGGACCUCCGGGAGUACUUCAGUCAAUUUGGACCCGUGCAAGACCUGAAAAUGCCCCGCAAGGGGCGGGACACCCAGGCGGCCGACAAGGCCUAUGCCUUCGUCCGGAUGUGCAAUCAGGAGGACUACGAGAAGGUCAUCAAGUCCCAUGAGGGCGAGCAUGAGCACAAGAUAAACGACCGGGUCCUGGACGUGAGGAGAGCUGGGAUUGUGGAGAAUAAUGAAAAGUUACGCAAGUUCUAUGUUGGUGACCUGAACAAGGAGAAGACGGCCGAAACUGACCUCAAGGAAUACUUCGGUACUUUCGGGACCAUCGUAGAAUGCACCCUGGUCCGGGAGACCUCGGAGGUCGAAGGUCAGGAAGGCGCAUCCAAGGGUUACGCCUUCUUAUUAAUGUCCUCCAUUGAGGAGGUGGAUGCCAUCUUGAAGCAUCCCAAGCCCCACGUCCUACAUGAGAAAGAGCUGGUCGUCAACAGGGCAUCCCCACACACAUUACAUCGUGCCAUGAUCACAGAGCGCAUCACCAAGAUGAAUGUCACAAACCUUAAGGGCUCGGAAAUAACAGCGGAUGACCUUAGGGAAUACUUCAGCCGCCACACCAGUAUCGUGUCCAUCGAGCUACCCGUUCACAGGAAGACAGGCAAGCAACUGGGUUUUGCCGUCAUCGAGCUGGGCAGCCAUCACGACGUGGAGAAACUGGCCAUUAUGCACGAGCAUUAUAUCAGGGAUCACCGGUGUGUGGUGACCAAGUUCCGAAGGAAAGACGCGGAGCAGAGAGCAAAGCUCAAGAAGAAGGAGAGAAAGAAGAGGCAGGAAGCCAACCGAGGAAGGGGAAGAGGUUUCCCAAGGGGUGGUGGCCGGGGUGGCGGUGGUCCCCCUCGUGGAGGGAGGGGCCACCCACAGUGGAACAGGGGAGGAGGUCAAGUUCGGGGGCGUGGUCGAGGUCGAGGUGGUUGGAGGGGUGGCGGAGGUGGCGGAUGGGACAACUUUGGUGAAUAUGGUGAUGGAUAUUACCAGGGUUGGGAGUCCAGCUGCGGCCCGAUGAGAGGCUUCCGAGGGCGCGGUCGAGGCUUUGGCAAUCACGACAGAUGGGGCGGUGGGGGGUUUGAUGGAUGGGGUGACGGCUACGCUGACAACGGCUGGAGAGGAGGAUUCGGUAACGGCUGGGGCAGGGGCCCCCGAGCUCCAUGGCGAGGGAGAGGGGGUCCGAGAGGCCGGCCGUAUUAGUCAUGCGACCCAGACAUCGAUGUCAGCUGCAUACUUUAAAGUGCCAUUGGACUGUGCAUUAGUGAUGAAGGACAGAGAGUUGUACUAUUGACGCCGGAGAUGUUCAGUCGUCUUUCACGAUGGCCUGCGAUCGAUUCCGGUACCACGUCACAUCAGCUGAAGCGAAUUGGUUGCAACAUCAAGUAAGCAGCAGAACUCGCGUCAGGGAAAAAGAAUACUUUCUUUGCUACAGCGACAUCACUGAUGGUCUCUGCACGUCAAUCAGCAUCGCAAACUAUUGGGAGCGUCUCUCUCCGGGAAAUCAGUCUAUUGCAUCACAGACGUUAUUACCAUGGUUACCUGCUUUUGCCACAACACAUGCUGCAUUCACAAUGAAACACUAGUGACAGGUUUUCACAGCUAUUUAUACCAGCCAUCUGUUAUUUGUACGAUUUCUAUCAACUCCAAGAUCAUUUCAUUGAUCACGGUAGAAAAUAUGCUGGCCUGAAAAGCAAAAGACGGGAGUUUUAGAGAGAGAAUCAAUACAUUUUCAAACAGGGAAAGCAAGGAUGAGUGAUUCCAGUUGCCAAACGUGCUUGUGAAAUUCUGGCUUGUGUCGUGUUCCAACAAGGGUUGACAUUUUAUUUAUGAGCAGUGACGUGAUGGUUGGUGAAACAUGCAGAAUUCGUAUGAUAUUCCCGUCGCUUGCAUUCACGCAGGAAUUUUUAGGAUGGGACAAAAGUUUGAGAUAGGUUUGGGAAUUGAGCAUAGAAUGUACAAACCCUUGUUUGUGUUUUUAAUCUGUGUAUAUUGUAGAUUGUAGAAAUUGUACCUGGUGUUGUAGAACCUAAAGAGUAUGUCCCAUACAGCAGAGGGGAAAACAAGAAAUACGACAAUAGACCUCACCCAGACAGUUCCAGUCCAUGUUUUAUUCUUGUUAAACUAUUAGUUAUGGGCUCCAAACAUGAAAGCGUUGCUUGGACUGCAGUACCCAAAGUUUUGAGACUGGGAAACCCAGGUUUUAAAUGAAAGGAUUUAUUCAUUCAAAAUUGAUGUCUUCAUCAUUCCAACCAUUUUUAAUCAUUAUUUGGACGUCAACAUAUGUUGCGAGGGGGCUUUGAAGAAUACAAGAAAUAAGUUCUGUUUGAACAAAGCGUGCACAGUGCGACAGACCAAAACUGCAAAGUUGGAUAAUGUUUCUAAUUCCUGUGAUCUUGUGUUUUGUAAGUUGAUGAAACAGACACCACUCUGACUAGAAAUUGUAUUUAGAGAGCUGGUAAAGUUUUUUGAAGCUCUGGUUAUAAUGAACUCUCAGAGGCGAAGUGUCACAUCACAACUGUGUGGUAUGUACAAAAUUUUUCACCAAAACCUCAUCUAGCAGCCCACCACAUAAUACAGUCGGACCUCGUUAAUGAGAUGGCCUUCGGACUUGGCAAAUUACCUUGCUAUAACAGGAACCUUUAAUUAUCAGGAAUGAAAACGGAAGAAGAAAAGAUUGGGACCGAAAAAUUUCCUUGUUAUAGGUAGAAUCUUGUAUUGACAGUGCUUUUGUUAACGGAGUUCAACUGUAAUUAUGUGACUGAUUCAGGGAGAAAAUUUACAAGAAAUUUUGCAGAAAGUAUUGAGAAGUCAGACUGUGACAUUCAGCUCACUGUAUAAUAGACACAUAUACUGUAUUUUGCAGAGUUGGGUUGCAAGCUGUUAAAAAACUGAAUUGUUAAAAAAAAAAGAAGAUUUUGAGGUAAAAGCUUCUGAUGUGCUUAGUAACUAUCAAAUCUAGUUGAUCAGUUUCUGCAAUUUGAGGUCCGUUUUAGUCCCAGAUACCUGUGUAUGUGGCCAUGUAAUAUGUAAUUCUUCAUACGAUUCCUGCAGAUAUCGUAUGAGAAAUUCACCGUAUGCGUUCCGUAUAGUUAGGUUCAACAGCAGUGCUGUUGUUGAGACCCUCAGAAGACCAGACACCCAUGCAACAGAGUGAGAAGUUAAAAAGGAAUGCUUUUGACUUUGGCAGUUCAUUUUUUAUAAAAAGCUUGCAACUUAAUUUAGACUGGAGGUCUCGUGCGGGUUCUUGUGAUGGUCUUAAGGGGUCUUGUGAUGGUCUUAAGGGUCUUGACGACAGCACUGGUUGUUUCCAGCACUUCCCUGCGUUUGUUUCACUGAAGAAUUUCUGAACAAACUGUUUCAAAAUGUAGUUAGAUACUCCAGACAUGUCUGUAUUUUCAUAUUUUCAUACACUGUGUGGUUCAGCCUCUAAUGUAUGUUCUAUGUCCUUUGAUCAUUGAAGUGCUGGUUAUUAAACAAUCCUAACCAAGGGCGGAUCCAGAACCUUUUUUGGGGGGGGAGGGGGGAAUUGCUUUGAGGGCUAUAAAAUUGGAUGAAUUCUGUUAUAUGAAACCUUGUAAGCCCUUUCUUUGGGUUGAAGCUAUAUUUAGGGAAAGGACACAGACCAUAAAAAACAGUGUUCUAGCUAGGACCAUUUUAGUGUCUGGUAAAUUUUUGGAUUACUAAGCGUACCAAGCGCAGUGAGCGGAGCUCUUGCAGCCCAUAGCUGGGUUUUUAGGGGAAUCCCAGAAGGGAUUUCUCCCGACAUCAUCUUGAAGGCAUGUUUACAAUAAUGCGGCUGAUAUGAUACGAAGAAAAGGAGAAAUAUAUUUCUUAUGUCUUUACUUGUUAACAUUUGCAAAACAUUGUAAAACUCUGACUCUGUAAGCUUGAAAUAUGAUCAAAUUGGUACAUUUUCAGCAAUAUUUCAGUUGAUUUUUUGGAAAAUCUGUGCUGGGCGGUACAGCCAAUUUGAACCCAAGAGCCGGGUGGAACUUUACAGUCCUGGGUUGUGCCGCCCGGCGCCACCCACCGUGGCUAGAGUUGUUUGCUUCAGGCAUGGCCCUUGUCCUCCCCUCCCCCGAUCCGCCCUUGGUAUCUCCCACCCGUUGUGUUGUGUCUGUUUUCAUUUGGAAACUUAAGUACUACUGUUUAACCACUACAGGACUCGUUUGCAUUUUAAUGCUGCAAGCAGAUUAAAACGACAGAGUCCAGAAAA